Molecule: messenger RNA, 2793 nt
Organism: Cololabis saira (Pacific saury)
Lineage: Eukaryota; Metazoa; Chordata; Actinopteri; Beloniformes; Belonidae
Gene: lmf2a
Product: lipase maturation factor 2a
Exons: 14
Coding region: 87-2300 (737 amino acids)
Biological process (GO): protein maturation
Cellular component (GO): endoplasmic reticulum membrane
Source: RefSeq, a predicted model, not a curated record
CGGCUAUCAGUAGCUACGUGCCUCCUUCCCUCGCGUCUAAAUUCUCCCUUCCCUCUUCCUCCUCCAGCGCAGGCGGUGGACCAAACAUGGGGGAAGUCAUGCUGCCACGGCGCCUGUUCCUGUGGUGCAUGGCGGUCAUCUACAUGGCUGCUUUUGUGUCCCUGUAUGUGCAGCUGCCAGGUCUCUAUGGCAACGACGGGCUGCUGCCCGCCCGCCGGCAGCUGCGCUACACCGGGACGCCUCUGCUGGAGCAGCUGAUGUCGUCUCCCACGCUGCUGUGGCUGGGACCCCGGCUCGGCCUGGACACUCACAGUGCCAUGGAGCUGCUGUGUCUGGUCGGAGCUGCGCUGAGCCUCGCCGCCACGCUGGUGGAGCCUCUCAGAGACAGCCUGGUGUUCUUCCUCCUCUGGGCUUUGUACCUGUCCCUGUACCAGGUGGGCCAGGUAUUCCUCUUCUUCCAGUGGGACAACUUGCUUCUAGAGACAGGCUUCCUCUGCAUCCUCGUCGCCCCGCUGACAUUACUGAGGGGAUCGCGAGCGGUCAGGGAGCACGAUCGCGUGACCUUCUGGCUGACUCGCUGGCUACUCUUCCGGCUGAUGUUUGCCUCAGGAGUGGUGAAGCUCACAUCGCGGUGUCCCACAUGGUGGGGACUUACAGCGCUGACCUAUCACUAUGAGACUCAGUGUAUCCCCACUCCACUGGCUUGGUUUGCCCAUCAGCUGCCAGUGUGGUGGCAGAAGCUGAGUGUGGUAGCAACCUUCGUUAUAGAGAUUGCUGUACCUUUUCUGUUCUUCAGUCCGCUGCGCAGGCUGCGACUUGGAGCUUUUUACUUGCAGGUGCUGCUUCAAGUUCUCAUUAUUUUCUCCGGAAACUACAAUUUCUUCAACCUCCUGACGCUGGCCCUCUGUCUGCCUCUUCUGGAUGAUCAGCAUGUGCGUUUCUGGCUGCGCAAAAAGGACAAAGCCAAGGACGACGACAACAAUGAUUCAAAGCUGCAGUCGUGGCUGUGUUACCUGCUGGAGCUGGCCGUCUGGUCUCUCAUAAUCUUUGGGACAGUUCUCUGCUUUGACCUGCAGGUGGACACAACCAAGAAAAGCGUCUCAUCCCGGACUGCAUUCACAUACCACCAGUUUAACCAGUGUUUGAAGACUGUCACUAUGCCCUGUGUCUGGAUUGGUGUCCUCUCUCUCACCUGGGAGAUGGUCACGUCUAUGUUCAGGUGUGCGUGCGUCUCUGGUUUCCUGAAGAGGUUUUGGGGGAUGGUUCAGUGGAGCUUGUUUGCAGCCGCCGCUGCCUCCAUGUUUGCUGUCAGUCUGGUGCCAUUUACCUUUAUAGAGUAUGACUCUAAUGCCAAGGUGUGGCCAGGGGUCCGUCAGGCCUACGAGCUGCUCGAUCGCUACCAGCUGGUCAACUCAUACGGCCUGUUCAGAAGAAUGACCGGGGUCGGCGGGAGGCCAGAGGUCGUCAUAGAGGGAAGCAAUGAUGGGGUCACAUGGACGGAGAUUGAAUUCAUGUACAAGCCGGGGAAUAUGAGCGCAUCUCCUCCCGUGGUGACUCCACAUCAGCCCAGACUGGACUGGCAAAUGUGGUUUGCUGCUCUGGGGCCACACACACAAUCCCCGUGGUUCACCAGCCUGAUGUACAAACUGCUGCAAGGCAAGACUGACGUGAUCGAGCUGAUCCAGACGGACGUGUCCAAGUAUCCGUUUCCCCAGCAGCCUCCUACCUACCUCCGAGCUCACCGCUACAGAUACUGGUUUACUGAACCAAAGGCAGACGGCUCUUAUCCCGAGCGUUGGUGGAGAAGAGUCUAUGAUGAGGAAUUCUAUCCCAUAGUGCACCUGGGUAACGGCUUUCUGGAGAACAUGCUCAAACAGUUUGGACUCAAGGACAAGUCGUCUCCACGUCGCGUAUCCAACACGACCCUUGCCCAGGCGGUAAGGUGGGUGCGUUCUCAGGUCAGAGGCGUCCCUGCCCACACCCUAAUCUGGACCCUUGUGGCCUGCAGCACCACCUUCUGUCUGCUCCAGGGACUGCGAGGCAGAAACGGACGCACAGAACGGACCUCGCACCCUGAAAAGGCUGCUGCGUCUACCAGCGAUCUAACACAACAGGUCGCUAAUGGUUCUUCAGACCAUCAGGAGACAGAUGAACAGCGGGCAAAAGAGGAGGAAGAGCAUGGAGAGGACAGUGGGGAUGAAGUGGUGGAGGACCAAGAGGAGGAGAAUGACACUACUGGUGAGCACAGUGAGGAGGAGGAGGAUGAGGAGGAAGAUGGGGUGGAAAAGAAGACUGAAUGAAAUUCAAAUGAUAACUCUUCUUCCCACCCGACUUCAUAUGAUUCCACCGGAUACCAAAGACUUUGUUUUGUGUGUAUUCAUGUGUUCUCGUCCCCCACAUUUUUUACCUUCCUUAAACCAACACUGUUCACUGCGCACACACGUCUGCAUAUCCUCUAUUCACUGUGGAGCUGGACACGUGAAGCACGCCUGCUUGAUUCGUUCACCUCCAAGACUCCAAGGGGAAAUCCAGUCUGAAAAAAGCCACUAUGCCUGAAAUUCAAAGCAUGCCAGGAACUCCGAUUUGCCAAACAAUGUUGUAAAUGUAGAGCGUUGUUUGUUUCCUGACUGUGUUUUGAAUUUGCUGUAUGUACAGAAUGAAAACAAAGAAGCACUUUUCCUUCCAGAUGUUUAAAUUUAGUUUAAAAAAAAAAAAUGACACACAAGAAACAUUAUACUUGUUUAAAAAUGUUUUAUACAUAUGUAAUACAAUAAAAUACAAUAAAAAUUUUCA